Castor canadensis (American beaver) is the source of this 5639-nucleotide messenger RNA. It is a transcript of the gene Smarcc2, whose product is annotated as SWI/SNF related BAF chromatin remodeling complex subunit C2. NCBI's taxonomy places the organism in Eukaryota, Metazoa, Chordata, Mammalia, Rodentia, Castoridae. Gene Ontology annotation, molecular function: protein binding. The record is from RefSeq and is a predicted model, not a curated record. Gene Ontology annotation, cellular component: synapse. Gene Ontology annotation, biological process: cell projection morphogenesis.
GGAGGCGGCGGCCGCGGCAGCGGGAGGCGGCGGGAGGAGGGCGGAGGAGGAGGCGGAGGAGGCGGGAGCUGAGCUGAGCGGGGCGGGCGGGCGGCGGCGGGGCCCGAGCCCGAGAAGAUGGCGGUGCGGAAGAAGGACGGCGGCCCCAACGUGAAGUACUACGAGGCCGCGGACACUGUGACCCAGUUCGACAACGUGCGGCUCUGGCUAGGCAAGAACUACAAGAAGUAUAUACAAGCUGAACCACCUACCAACAAGUCCCUGUCUAGCCUGGUUGUACAGUUGCUACAAUUUCAGGAAGAAGUUUUUGGCAAACAUGUAAGCAAUGCACCACUCACUAAGCUGCCGAUCAAAUGUUUCCUAGAUUUCAAAGCAGGAGGCUCCCUGUGCCACAUUCUUGCAGCUGCCUAUAAAUUCAAGAGUGACCAGGGAUGGCGGCGUUAUGAUUUCCAGAAUCCAUCACGCAUGGACCGCAAUGUGGAAAUGUUCAUGACCAUUGAGAAGUCUUUGGUACAGAAUAAUUGUCUGUCUCGACCUAACAUUUUUCUGUGCCCAGAAAUUGAGCCUAAACUGCUAGGGAAAUUAAAGGACAUUAUCAAGAGACACCAGGGAACAGUCACGGAGGAUAAGAACAAUGCCUCCCAUGUUGUGUAUCCUGUCCCAGGAAACCUAGAAGAAGAGGAAUGGGUACGACCAGUCAUGAAGAGAGAUAAGCAGGUUCUUCUGCACUGGGGCUACUAUCCUGACAGUUAUGACACAUGGAUCCCUGCAAGUGAAAUUGAAGCAUCUGUGGAAGAUGCUCCAACUCCUGAGAAACCUAGGAAGGUUCAUGCAAAGUGGAUCUUGGACACAGACACCUUCAAUGAAUGGAUGAAUGAGGAAGACUAUGAAGUAAAUGAUGACAAAAAUCCUGUCUCCCGCCGAAAAAAGAUUUCAGCUAAGACAUUGACAGAUGAGGUAAAUAGCCCGGAUUCAGAUCGACGAGACAAGAAGGGGGGGAACUAUAAAAAGAGGAAGCGCUCCCCCUCUCCUUCACCAACCCCAGAAGCUAAGAAGAAAAAUGCUAAGAAAGGUCCCUCAACACCUUAUACCAAGUCAAAGCGUGGCCACAGAGAAGAGGAACAAGAAGACCUGACAAAAGACAUGGAUGAGCCCUCUCCAGUUCCCAAUGUAGAAGAGGUGACACUGCCCAAAACAGUCAACACUAAGAAGGACUCAGAGUCAGCCCCAGUCAAAGGAGGCACCAUGACUGACCUGGAUGAACAGGAGGAUGAAAGCAUGGAAACCACGGGCAAGGAUGAGGAUGAAAGCAGUACGGGGAACAAGGGGGAGCAGACCAAGAAUCCAGACCUGCAUGAGGACAAUGUGACUGAACAGACCCACCACAUCAUUAUUCCCAGCUAUGCUGCCUGGUUUGACUACAACAGCGUUCAUGCUAUUGAGCGGAGGGCUCUCCCUGAGUUCUUUAACGGCAAGAACAAGUCCAAGACUCCAGAGAUCUACCUGGCCUAUCGAAACUUCAUGAUUGACACUUACCGACUGAACCCCCAGGAGUAUCUCACCUCCACUGCCUGCCGCCGGAACCUGGCAGGUGAUGUCUGUGCCAUCAUGAGGGUCCAUGCCUUCCUAGAACAGUGGGGUCUUAUUAACUAUCAGGUGGAUGCUGAGAGUCGACCAACCCCAAUGGGGCCUCCACCCACCUCUCACUUCCAUGUCUUGGCAGACACACCUUCGGGGCUGGUACCUCUGCAGCCCAAGACUCCACAGGGCCGCCAGGUUGAUGCUGAUACCAAGGCUGGGCGGAAGGGCAAAGAGCUGGAUGAACUGGUGCCAGAGACGGCUAAGGGCAAGCCAGAGCUGCAGAGCUCUGCUUCCCAGCAAAUGCUCAACUUUCCUGACAAAGGCAAAGAAAAACCAACAGAUAUGCAGAACUUUGGGCUGCGCACAGACAUGUACACAAAGAAGAAUGUCCCUUCCAAGAGCAAAGCUGCAGCCAGUGCCACUCGAGAGUGGACAGAACAGGAGACUCUGCUUCUUCUGGAGGCCCUGGAAAUGUACAAGGAUGACUGGAACAAAGUAUCUGAACAUGUGGGAAGCCGUACACAGGACGAGUGCAUCUUGCAUUUUCUUCGCCUUCCCAUUGAAGACCCAUACCUGGAGGACUCAGAGGCCUCCCUGGGCCCCCUGGCCUACCAACCCAUCCCCUUCAGUCAGUCGGGCAACCCUGUUAUGAGCACUGUUGCCUUCCUGGCUUCUGUUGUUGAUCCCCGAGUCGCCUCUGCUGCUGCAAAGUCAGCCCUAGAGGAGUUCUCCAAAAUGAAAGAGGAGGUACCCACAGCCUUGGUGGAGGCCCAUGUUCGGAAAGUGGAAGAAGCAGCCAAAGUGACAGGCAAGGCAGACCCAGCCUUUGGUCUGGAAAGCAGCGGCAUUGCAGGAACCACCUCUGAUGAGCCUGAGCGCAUAGAGGAAAGCGGGACUGAUGAGGCACGGGCGGAGGGCCAGGCUGCAGAUGAGAAGAAGGAGCCCAAGGAACCCCGAGAAGGAGGAGGGGCUAUAGAGGAAGAAGCAAAGGAGAAAACAAGUGAGGCUCCCAAGAAGGAUGAGGAGAAAGGAAAAGAAGGUGACAGUGAGAAGGAGUCAGAGAAAAGUGAUGGGGACCCAAUAGUUGAUCCUGAAAAGGAGAAAGAGCCAAAGGAAGGACAGGAGGAAGUGUUGAAGGAAGUGGUGGAGUCAGAAGGGGAGAGGAAGACAAAGGUGGAGCGGGACAUUGGUGAGGGCAACCUCUCCACUGCUGCUGCCGCUGCCCUGGCUGCUGCUGCAGUGAAGGCCAAGCACUUGGCUGCUGUUGAGGAGAGGAAGAUCAAAUCUUUGGUGGCCCUGCUUGUGGAGACCCAGAUGAAAAAAUUGGAGAUCAAACUCCGGCACUUUGAGGAACUGGAGACGAUCAUGGACCGGGAGCGAGAAGCACUGGAGUAUCAGAGGCAGCAGCUCCUGGCCGACCGACAAGCCUUCCACAUGGAGCAGCUGAAGUAUGCGGAGAUGAGGGCCCGGCAGCAGCACUUCCAGCAGAUGCACCAACAGCAGCAACAGCCACCGCCAACCCUGCCACCAGGCUCACAGCCCAUACCCCCGACAGGGGCUACUGCUGGGCCACCCACAGUCCAUGGCCUGGCUGUGGCUCCAGCUGCUGUGGCCCCUGCUCCUGCUGGCAGUGGGGCCCUUCCUGGAAGCUUGGGUCCUUCUGAACAGAUUGGGCAGGCAGGGUCAACUGCAGGGCCACAGCAGCCACAACCAGUUGGAGCCCCCCAGCCUGGGGCAGUCCCACCAGGGGUACCCCCCCCUGGACCCCAUGGCCCCUCACCGUUCCCCAACCAACAAACUCCUCCCUCAAUGAUGCCAGGGGCAGUGCCAGGCAGCGGGCACCCAGGCGUGGCGGGUAAUACUCCUUUGGGUUUGCCUUUUGGCAUGCCGCCUCCUCCUCCUCCUGCUCCAUCCAUCAUCCCAUUUGGUAGUCUAGCUGACUCCAUCAGUAUUAACCUUCCCCCUCCUCCUAACCUGCAUGGGCAUCACCACCAUCUCCCGUUCGCCCCGGGCACUCUCCCCCCACCUAACCUGCCUGUGUCCAUGGCGAACCCUCUACAUCCUAACCUGCCGGCGACCACCACCAUGCCAUCUUCCUUGCCUCUUGGGCCGGGGCUCGGAUCCGCCGCAGCCCAGAGCCCUGCCAUUGUGGCAGCUGUUCAGGGCAACCUCCUGCCCAGUGCCAGCCCACUGCCAGACCCAGGCACCCCCCUGCCUCCAGACCCCACAGCCCCAAGCCCAGGCACAGUCACCCCUGUGCCUCCUCCACAAUGAGGAGCCAGCCAGCCAGCCAUCUCUCCCCCUCACCCCCCAUGGAGAUCACGGUUCCAGGAACAGCCCUUCCCCAGUACUGGGACCCUCCCCCAACCUGGAGAUUUCAUCACUACGUAAGGAAAGCUCCUCCUGCCCCUCCACAGCCCCCAUCAUGCCUGGCAGAGGCAUGCACUUUUAUAUUGGAUUAUUCAAGGACUUCUGUUUAAAAGAUUUUGUUUCUAAUAUCUGGGAGAGAGGAUAGGUGGGAAUGCUGCCCUUAAAGGCAAGGCUGGGGAAAGGUGUUUAUACAAGGUUCUACUUAACCACUUCUAAGGGUGUACCCCCUACAAAACUACUGCAUUUUUUAUGGAUAAAAAGGAAAUUAAGCCCUUUAAAAGAAAGUAGAGAGAUUUAAAAAAGCCACAUUGGAGCUUAACUUCAGUCUACUAAAAAAGCCAAUUUUUACAUUUUUUUGAGGGGAGUUUAACAAUUUUAAGAAAGGGGAAUUAAGAUUCUGGGGAAAGCUCUGGGGGUGGACUAGGGUACCAAGCCUAUCUCCCCAAGCCCCUUGGUAGUGCCGAGUCAGCUCCCCUCACCCACUCCACCCGUUCACUCAUACUAAUCUCUCCUGCUGCUUCCUCAUUGUUGCUGUUUUAGGCCACCCCAGCUCAGCCAAUGAUCCCUUUCCCUUUGAAUGUCAGUUUCGUGUUUGUUUUUAAAAGUCACCUGCUUAGUUCAUGUCAGCGUAUGUGUAUUUGGUGGGGAAACAUUAUUUUGGGGGGGAUUCCUGUGGUAGGUAAUAGAGGAAGAAAGGGCAUUAGAGACUAUUCUUCCUCCUUUCCCAUGGUGUAUACAUGAAUACCUAGGAGACAUGGAGAAGGGAGUUGUAAAAGGAUAGGGAGUUUUUAAAAACCUGAAAAUUUUAAAAAGCACUUAAGUACCUCCUUAUGACUUGGUGGGUCACUCCCCUAACCUCUGUCCUCUCCCACCAACACUGACAGAACCUCACUGAUAGCUGGUGGUUCCCCAAAUCAGAACACAGGUUUGGGAGCAGUGCAGCUUGGCUCUGCUCCCUGGAUUCCAGUACCUCCCCAUUCCAGUUCUUCCCCUCCUCACCUUUGAAUGGAGGCAAAUGGAUACCAGGCUCUAUACCAAUUCUUAGUCCCUCCUACCAGGCCCUUUGUUCCUCACGUCCCAGUGUUUCUUUUCCCCUGCGUCUUGGCACCUUUCUUCUGUUCAAAGUUUUCUGUAAAUUCUCUUUUCUUCCCUUUCUUCUUCUUCUUUUUUUUUUUAUUUUAUUUUAUAAAUUAAUUUGCUUUCAGUUCCAUCUUGUGGAUGCCUCUGUGUUCUCUUACCUGUGGCUGUCAGACAGGGGGAUCAGGCUGGGGGCAGCAUCGCAGGAGUGCUUUACAGGGUACUCACUGGUUUGGAAAGGCACUCUGCAAGCUGCAAGCUCACAGACUCUGGCCUGUCACUACAGAAGGCCAAAGGCACUGCUGUAGCAGCAGGGGCUCUCACCUUUUCUAAAAAUAGCUGUUUAGGACUUGGAAGGACAUCCCCACAACACAGAAAUUUUGUAUCUUUAUCCUUUCAGAAGUAGUGGCUCCAUUCCUUCCCUAAUAAGGGAGGAGGCAGGGCCUCACCUACUUUUGUUGUUACUGGCCUCCAGCCCUGCUGUUGUGACAGGCAAGCUCUGGCAGUGCUAAUAUGGCCUGGCUUUAGCUCCAGUAAACACUCCCAGGCUUCCCGACAAAAGGCCUCCAGUACUUGGGAGGGUGGGGGCUGGGUUCUAAGAAGCCUUCGGG